Messenger RNA from Serendipita indica DSM 11827, 1248 nucleotides. The record is from the annotation of a GenBank genome assembly. NCBI's taxonomy places the organism in Eukaryota, Fungi, Basidiomycota, Agaricomycetes, Sebacinales, Serendipitaceae.
AUGGGAGACGAACUAGACCUCUGGAAUGUCCUCACCAAUCUCGCAGACGACUAUCAAACGCCAGAGGCCGCUCGACCAGAGGCCUCGACGGUCCUCCUCAGCCUUCCCAACGAGCUUUUACUGAAAAUCAUAAACUACAGUAAAUUCUCCGACGCUCGUUCUCUGGCAUUGGUGUGCAAGAAACUUAAUGCUAUGGCCAUCUACAGACUCUACGCCACCGUCGCGCUCUAUCCCGGCCAAUUUGUACCCAAGGGACUACGCUCAAAGCUCGAAAAGGUCUCUACGGAAGAAUUUUUACGUCUGCAUGCAGACGCAGGUUACCGUCGUGGUGGCCUAGUCGGGGGUCUACUCGCACGACAAGCGCAUUUGGACGCCGUACGAACCCUGAUCAUCUCCGAUCCACCAGGAUCGUGCGUAUCCGACUAUGGACGCCAUGCUAAUGCCAUCGUCAGAGAGGUCAUUUCGCGUGCAAGAGGCCUUCGGCACAUUUCUUUACCGUCCAUGGCAAACUACACGCUCGACCCUGAGAAUACGUUGGCCUUGGAUUUACGUGGUAUUCAGUUCCCAGCAUCCCUGAAGUCGGUAUGCAUUGCCCAACUGCCGCUGGGUCCAACAACAGACUUGCAACCCAUGCUAGCAAAUAUAUCAAGCCUCGACAUUCAAGGACUAAGUCUUCGCCAUUUGAAUUGUACGUGGGACCUUGGUGAUGUCAAAGGCACAAUCCUUGGACUAGAUACAAUCCACAACUUCAUCAGAGCACUAUCUAACCUUAAAACACUCGCAAUAACUGUCUACUACAAUACGACUGACGAUUACAUACGAACAUCAUCUGACAUCUUCGAUUUCUACGCCGAUGUGAUAAAGCCGUUGAAAAGUCUCCGCAAGUUGACAGCUCUCCGGUUUAUGCUAGGCGGAGACUACGACCGUGAUGAACUAGACCUAGAGCCCUCGAGGGUACUUCGGUUCACAAAGGCCCACCCAAGUCUUGAACAGCUUACAUUGCCAAUAACUUGGUGGACCAACGUCACCUGGAAACGAUGUAUCCAACUGGAGGAAGACGAGGAGACGGUCGUUUGGUUACCGGAUCCAGCCAUACAUUCAAGAUGGAGGAUAUGGUUCGACAUGUACACCAUUCCGGAAUUGGUCGGACAGCGAAUGCACCAAUUCUGGGGAAGUGAGAGGCGGAUCCCUUCCAUUGUCGAUCUUCAAAAAUGGUUCUACCGGGACGGAAAGGGACCAGGAUCUUGA